This is a messenger RNA of Ilyonectria robusta, 1701 nucleotides long. RefSeq lists its product as uncharacterized. NCBI's taxonomy places the organism in Eukaryota, Fungi, Ascomycota, Sordariomycetes, Hypocreales, Nectriaceae. Gene Ontology annotation, biological process: positive regulation of transcription by RNA polymerase II. The record is from RefSeq and is a predicted model, not a curated record. The coding region runs from base 1 to 1701 and encodes 566 amino acids. Gene Ontology annotation, molecular function: sequence-specific DNA binding; DNA-binding transcription factor activity, RNA polymerase II-specific; zinc ion binding. The transcript is spliced from 5 exons.
AUGUCACCAAACGGCAACGAAGUCCCUUCCAUUGCUUGUACUCGGUGUCGGCACAGGAAGAAGAAAUGUGACCAAAUUCUCCCGAGCUGCGGGCAGUGCACGAAAUCUGGCGCCCCCUGUGUCCGGUUUGCAGAAAGGAAGCCCAGAGCGGCGGCGGCGGUGCCGUGGGAGUAUGUUCAUGGCCUGGAAACUCGCAUCGAACAGAUGGAGCGGACUCUGGCCGAAUGCGUCGCAGAGCUCAGAGGAGCACAUAGGUUGACACAGAAACUGAACUCGCCUCACGGAUUCGUUGGCUCAGAUUGUGAACAAAAUCCAUCGCUGAAUGCGAACGACGAACUGAUGCAGCACGAUUCAGAUAGUUCCAUCCGCGGUCACGAAAGCGAAUGGAGCUCAACAUCUCAAAGUGCAACAACCUCCAAAUGCCGGCUACGCACAAGAAAUGACCUAGUUGAAGACAACUCGGUAUCGCCAACAUCUCAGCAUGAGAUUACUCAUGAUCCAAGACUGCGAGAUUUAGAUGUUCACCCGCGGCUUGAACCGACUGAUGACGAAUCAGGGGUUGAUCUUGUUAGCCCAUCUAAUCUUGAUGGCUACCUUAAACAUGUUCACCCGAUCUGGUCCUUCAUGGAAGAGGAUUUGCUGAAACAACAGCUUCAAGAGAGUAUGUCAAAGGAGGCCGCCAAGAACAACUCACAGCUCUUCUUCGCCCAGCUAGCUUGUGCCAUAGGCUGCUUUUACUCGAAUUCUUCUACCCCGAGUCGCGAUGCAAUUCGGCAAUCAACUACUCGUCAACUGCAAGCCUAUCUUUUGAUCGUCAUGUACGCGAUUCACAGUCCGGCACCAUAUCAGUUCUUUGACACUACCAACGAAGCCCUUUCGAAGAUGGCCGGGAUCCUCUCAGCCUUCGGGCGUCAUGUGGGAAAUACAGAACCCGAUUCAAUCGACCGCGAAGGGAAUCGGCCUUUAUUUUUAGUAAAUGGUCAAGAAGAGAAGCACCUCAAGACCGUCCUAAUCUACUCCUAUUCGGCAUACGAGCUGAUGGCUCUCGCUUGGGACCGUCCGCACGGAGAGUUUAUGGAGCUGAUGGAUGGAAAGGCUUGGAACCAGGCAGCCUGGAACACAUUUGAUGGAGCUCCCCAAGACGUCGUUUUUGACCAUCAGUUCUUGAUUCGCCUGAUACAAACCAAGAUCAGGAGGUUUUGGAAUGAAAGUGAGCGACUUGAUCUGGAGGAACAGCGUCAACAGAGAAAAGAUAUAAAGGCGGACUUGGAUCGCUGGCGAGCCUUGAUCCCCUUCACGUCGAGCAAUAUCGAGAGAUCAACCAACUACCAUCCUCUCUCUAUGUUGAAACUAUACGAUUAUAGCGUUUGCAACCUUUAUCAGCAGGGCGAUUACUUCCCUACGGAUGAAGAUUGCUUAGUUCUGCUGUCUGCCGUCAUGGAGCAAUUUCGAGUCGGCGUGACGCUCUUGGCAUGUUACUGGGAGACACCGUACCUCUCCCGCACCAUAGUCUUUGACUCCCCUGAUACACUCCAGGCCCUCGAAGACUGCGAGUUCACACUUUUGCGAUUCUCCCAACGUUGGGAAGCAGCUAAAGUAUACCACAGGACAUUUAAGCUUCUGUUAUCCCAAACGCCAUUGUCAUUUCCUGACAACUCGACCUUCACGUUUCCUGAGCACAUGGCCAAUGAGUUUCGUUGA